GGUUUGUGUGUGGAGGGGAAGUUUUGUCAGGCACUUGCCGCGCUUGGGGUGUUUGGGAAACCUCCUCUCUUCCAAGACAUUUUUUGUUGUUCGUUAACUAAAUUUUUUUGGAUUCGUUAAAGAUGCCGUCCAACAAGUCUUUCCGCGUCAAGCGCAUCAUCGGCAAGAAGCAGAAGCAGAACCGUCCUCUGCCUCAGUGGUUCCGCUUGAAGACUGAUACCAAGAUCAGAUACAACUCCAAGCGCCGUCACUGGCGUCGCAGCAAGCUCAACCUCUAAAUAUAUGCUUUUUAUCUUCUUUUGUGUGUUGCUACAUAUUUAAGAUUAAUAAAGUAUUUUGGGUUUGGGAGACAAUUUCAUAUAUAAACAAUUUUAAAUUGAUGGGAUCGUUGUUGCCUAGCGUAUAUUGUUUUAAAUGAAUAAACUUUUUUUGACGAAGGAA
Messenger RNA from Kickxella alabastrina, 441 nucleotides. RefSeq names its product ribosomal protein L39e. The transcript is spliced from 2 exons. Gene Ontology annotation, biological process: translation. Gene Ontology annotation, cellular component: ribosome; cytosolic large ribosomal subunit. The coding region runs from base 123 to 278 and encodes 51 amino acids. The record is from RefSeq and is a predicted model, not a curated record. Gene Ontology annotation, molecular function: structural constituent of ribosome. Lineage: Eukaryota; Fungi; Kickxellomycota; Kickxellomycetes; Kickxellales; Kickxellaceae.